GACGAUUCCUUCGGCCCAACUGUCAGCGGCUGUGAGACGCCUCGGUUCGACUUUACUCUCCUCUUUGAACAAUCCAUCUUGAAUAUUGCGCCGUGUGCGCUACUUCUGAUCUUUUCGCUACCGCGAACUCUCUAUCUUUUUCGUAGCAAGCCCAAGGUUCUGCAUAAUCGAAUAGGUAUACCUAAAUUGGUCGCUUACGCCGCUCUCAUUUCUCUGCAGUUAUCACUACUAAUUAUUUGGUCUACCCAUCAUGAGGCUCUCACUCGUGCCUCUCUGGCAGCUGCGACGCUUGGCCUCGCCGACGGAAUGGCACUGGGUAUUCUGAGCUACUUGGAGCAUCGCCGGUCGAUUCGCCCUUCAACCAUCAUCCUGGUCUAUCUUGUGUUUUCUAUCGCUUUUGAUGCAGUCCAGUGUCGAACACUCUGGCUUCUAAAAACAAAUGUCUUGGCCUCAGUUUCUACAGCUACACUUGCAUGCAAACUCCUAGUCUUUCUUCUUGAACUUGGAGAGAAGCGCCACAUACUUCUACAUCCUUGGAAUAAUCUGGCACCAGAGACGACAAGCAGUAUCAUAAAUAGAAGCUUCUUCUGGUGGCUCAACGACCUUUUGCUUCGCGGAUUUCGUACACCUUUGUCUACUGAUACACUUUACGAGAUUGACGACAGUAUGAAGUCAGAAAAACUCUUCCAUAAAUUACAAGAUGCGCGUCAGAUAUGGUCUAAGUCGCGGGCGCCCCAUCGAUAUCGUCUGUUGCUCGCUACGUGCGAUUCCCUUCGGAGACCACUUGCUGUCGCAAUACUACCCCGUCUAUGUUUAAUCGGCUUCAAGUUUGCACAGCCUUUUCUCAUAAAUCGAGUUAUUACAUACAUUCAGGAAAAAGGAGAUAGCGAUGGGGCGAGAAAAGACAUUGGGUAUGCGCUUGUUGGAGCGACUGGAUUGAUCUCCAACGGAUUCUAUCAGCACAAGCUCUUCCGCUCUCUCACAAUGAUCCGGGGUGCUUUGACCUCCUUAGUUUACAUCCGCACUCUUGAAGUGAGCGCCAUGUCUUCCGAUGUUUCCACUUCCGCAGCUAUCACAUUAUCUGGCCCUGAUGUUGCGUCCAUUACGAGAGCUUUUGAGAGUUUUCAUGAAAUAUGGGCAAACCCCAUAGAAAUUGCCCUGGCCAUAUGGCUUUUGGCAAGGGAGCUCGGGCUGGGAUGCAUCGGGCCCGCUGUUGCUGUUAUUGUUUGCACGGUAGCUAUGACAAGACUCUCCAAUUUUAUGGGGCCGGCUAUGAAAGCCUGGAACGAAGCAAUUCAGCAACGCAUUACGACAACAUCCAGUGUAAUUGGCUCGAUAAAGGAAGUCAAAAUGCUAGGCAAAACCAGCUCAUGGACAGAUAGCAUUCAGCUGCUUAGAGUGGCGGAACUUCAACGUUCGAAAAAAUUCCGUAAAUUUAUCACGUAUAUGAACAUCUUGGGAAAUACGCCUUGGGCUCUGGCACCGAUUCUCACGUUUGGCAUUGCCAUUGCUGUUAGUCGCAAUGGCGUGCAAAAUCAGCUCUCUAUCUCAACGGCCUUCACCUCACUAUCAAUCAUCGCAUUAAUCACAAACCCGCUGGCGAAACUUCUCUCAUCUGUCCCAUCCUUUGUGAGCUGCAUUGGCAGCUUUGAAAGAAUCGAGGCAUUUGUUGAUGAGAGCCAAAAUGCGCCGUCGCGGGGAAACAGCAUCCACUGUGAUACAUCAGUCCAAACUGAAACCGACUCGGCUUUUAAUAUUGAACUAACUCAUCUCCGCAAGCGAGAAUCUUCUAUCAUAGUGGCUAAUGAUGUCUCAUUCAGUGUGAAGCGUGGAGAAACUUGCGUCUUGCAAGGCCUGAAUAUUAGCAUUCAGCCAUCAACUUUGACGUUAGUGACUGGGAAGAUUGGAUCAGGAAAGUCAAUGCUUCUGCUUGGCCUCAUGGGAGAACUUCAUGAGAGUGGUAAUUUGAAGCUUCCCUCAUCCGGGAUUGCGUUCUGUUCCCAAGCAACUUGGUUAGUCAAUACCACUAUCAAGAGGAAUAUCACCGGACCGGAGGACCAAGAACUCGACUCUGAAUGGUACGAAACCGUGGUACGGGCGUGUGCAUUAGAGAGGGAUCUUCAACAACUUCGAGACGGUGAUGAGUCUAUUGUUGGAAGUAAAGGUCUUACACUCAGUGGUGGUCAGAAGCAGCGCGUUGCCCUUGCGCGAGCGCUCUACUCAAGGAAGCAAGUGCUUAUUGCCGAUGAUAUCUUUUCGGGUCUGGACCCCGAAAGCAGGCGUCACAUUUGGACCCAAGUAUUUGGUCCACUGGGAAUACUACGUCGCCAAAAAGCGACCGUGAUACUUGCGACUCAUACGCGUACUUUUAACGAGCUUUGCGACUCAGUAGCAAUACUUAAGAGUCAGCAAAGAAGAGAUGACGAUUCAACAUCUGAGAAUUUGUCCGACGAAAUUGAGCAAAAGUUGCCAAGUUUGCGAAGACAAGAAACCGAGGCUGAAGAGACUGAAAACCUGACUCAGCGAAUGGGAGAUACAUCUCUUUAUGCUUAUUACUUCAAAUCAAUAGGCUGGAAAUUGGCUCUGGGUGCCUUGUUCUUUUCUACAACCGAGCAGUUUUUCGCACAGUUUGCUCAAAUAUGGCUCAAAUGGUGGACAGAGGCAAAUGAGAGCCACUCUGAUGCCAGCACAGGCAUGUAUUAUGGCGUAUAUGUCAUGUUCCUUUGCCUUGGAAUUGCAGCCAUCGGCGUCGACUGCUGGUUCAUGUUUGUCGUUUUAAUUCCACGAUCAGCGGAAUGGCUUCACUGGCAGCUGUUGGAAGCCACAAUGAGGGCACCGAUGGCUUUUUUCAAUUCUGUUGAUACUGGCGACUUAAUUAACAGAUUCAGUCAAGACAUGUCCCUUGUAGAUCGAGAACUGCCUACAGCGGUUUAUACGACCACUUUUGGCCUUUUAUCAUGCAUUGGAGAUGCCAUUCUGAUCAUCCUUGGUGCGAAGUACCUUGCGGCAACAUUGCCAGUAGCAAUCUUGGUCCUCUAUGCCUUGCAAAAAUUCUACCUCCGAACAUCACGCCAACUACGUGUCCUUGACCUUCAGGCCAAAUCACCAUUGAAUACCCAGCUUUUAGAGACCAUUGAGGGGCUAUCAACCAUACGCGCAUUCCAUUGGCAAUCUGCGAUGACCAAAUCAUCGCUCAGCUUGCUGGAUCGUUCUCAGCGCCCACAUUAUCUGCUCCUCUCCAUUCAACGCUGGUUAAAUUUGGUCCUUGAUCUCCUGGUAACUGUCGCAGCGGUGCUUCUUGUUCUUUUUGGAGUCACUACUACGACUUCCACUCCAGGAAACAUGGCCAUUGCCAUGUACAGUGCCCUUGGAUUUAGCGGAUCACUCGCUAACUUCAUCUCUUCUUGGACAUCGCUCGAAACAUCACUUGGAGCUAUUGCCCGCCUUAAAGAGUUUAUGCAAAUCACUCCAAAAGAAGUUGAGCCACCACAGAACACACUAUUGCAGCCCUCAAUUACGUGGCCUUCGAGAGGUCAAAUAGACUGGCAAAAUAUCGAGGCUUAUUAUGCGAAAAAAGAGAGAGGUGGGGAUCCUGUCCUUCACAAUAUCUCGCUCCAAAUACAGCCAGGACAGAAAGUUGCAAUCUGCGGGAGAAGUGGAAGUGGAAAGUCAUCCCUACUUUCAACAUUGUUUGGGCUGUUGGAUUAUUCCGGAACCAUCACGAUUGAUGGGCUAGACAUUUCUCAUAUCUCUAAACAAGCUCUACGGUCUGGCUUAAUCGUGGUGCCCCAGCAUCCUGUCCUGUUUCCAGGAUCAUUGCGCUCAAAUCUCCUCUAUAAUUCUGAUCAACAGGGACAAACUCUUUUGGAUGACGACAUUAUCGCUUUACUUAAUAGAUUAAAAGUAUGGGACGCCGUUUGCCAGAGCGGCUCUCUCGAUACCGAUGUGAGCGACUUGGCUCUGUCUUAUGGCCAAAAACAGCUUCUCUGUUUGGCACGGGCCAUAGUUCGUAAAGAAACAAGCAAAAUCGUUAUCUUGGAUGAGGCUAUGAGCGCGGUGGAUCACCACACAGAAGAACUCAUGAUCCGAGCUCUUGAGGCCGAAUUCACUGAGCACACCAUAGUCUCCAUCGUCCAUCGGCUGAAUACAGUUCGGAAGUUUGAUACACUGGUUGUCCUUGAUGAAGGAAAAAUCAUCGAGAUGGGUUUACCAGGACAGCUGAUUGCUGAGAAUGGG
Trichoderma virens Gv29-8 is the source of this 4236-nucleotide messenger RNA. RefSeq lists its product as uncharacterized. Gene Ontology annotation, biological process: transmembrane transport. The record is from RefSeq and is a predicted model, not a curated record. Gene Ontology annotation, cellular component: membrane. Gene Ontology annotation, molecular function: ATP binding; ABC-type transporter activity; ATP hydrolysis activity. The transcript is spliced from 12 exons. The annotation marks the transcript as partial. NCBI's taxonomy places the organism in Eukaryota, Fungi, Ascomycota, Sordariomycetes, Hypocreales, Hypocreaceae.